This is a messenger RNA of Amphimedon queenslandica, 958 nucleotides long. RefSeq names its product alpha-adducin-like. Gene Ontology annotation, cellular component: postsynaptic density; cytoskeleton; plasma membrane. Gene Ontology annotation, molecular function: actin filament binding. The transcript has 5 exons. Bases 19 to 870 code for a protein of 283 amino acids. Lineage: Eukaryota; Metazoa; Porifera; Demospongiae; Haplosclerida; Niphatidae. The record is from RefSeq and is a predicted model, not a curated record.
UUCUUGACCCCAGCAAACAUGGCUACACCUACAGAUUCCUCUAUUAUUCCUAUUGAUGAUCUUUCUGGCUCAGAUUGCAAGUAUUCUCAGGAAGAGAAGGAAGCUAGGUGUAAGCUGGCAUCAGUUUAUCGCUUAGUUGACAUGAAUAACUGGACGCAGGGGAUUUAUAAUCAUAUUUCACUCAGAGCUCCAGGAAAAGAUGAUCACUUCCUCCUCAAUCCAUUCGGACUCUUUUACUCUGAAGUAACUGCAGCUAGUCUAGUGAAGGUUGAUCUAGACGGUAAAGUAGUCGAUCCUGGAACUACUGACCUUGGUGUACCACAUACUGGCUUUGUUAUACAUUCGGCGAUUCAUUCAGCAAGGAAGGAUAUCAAGUGUAUCAUUCAUGUACAUACAGGAGUAGGGAUUGCAGUUGGUGCCAUGAAAUGUGGACUGCUCCCUCUUUCACUGGAGGCUGCUGCUCCUAGUAUUGGUGAAGUGUCAUAUCACGAUUGUCAAGGGAUCUCUGUCGACAGUAAAGAAAGAGAAGAUCUUGCUGCUGAUCUUGGUCCCGUGAACAAUAUCAUGAUCCUACGUAAUCACGGACUCUUGGCAAUGGGGGCCACCAUUGAGCAGGCAUGGGAUAGGAUGGAGACUCUAAUGCUUGCCUGUGAAUCACAGGUGAAGGCAAUGAGUGCUGGCAUUGGUAAUUUGAUUUUACUCAGUGAUGAAGUAGUUGAGAAAACUCGAAAGGUGACUGAUGAAGAGGUAGGGAUGGUUGUAACUGAGCCUGGACUGAUGAGCUUUGAGGCUAAUAUGAGGCUACUGGAUAGAAAGGGUUAUAAAACUGGAUAUCAAUAUAAACUCUCAAAAUAUAUUAAGAGACAAUAAAUCAUAACUUUUUCAAUAAUAAUUAAUUAUAAAAACAAUUAUUACAAGAAGCAGCAUUACUAGUUAUGCAAUAUAAAUUUCCUAAAAA